AUGAGCCCAAGUUCACCAAAAGCGGACUUAGUUAGUACGCUCAUAUUUUCUGGUGGCGAAAAUGGAAGCGACUACUCAUACGAAACCCAAAUAUGCGAAGGCGAGCGCCUGGAAAAGCUCUCCAACUUGGACCACGAGACAGGAGAUUCAUCUGACAAGAAGGUCAACGUAUAUGUCCAACUUUUUGAAGACAUGCUGAGGACUUUGGUAGAGACUGAGGGACAUUUAUUCGACCUUCCAGAACUUGAUUACUUCCAAAGAUACGACAGACUUUCGCCAAAUGCAAAGUUUCUUAUGACGAGGCUUCUCCUGCGAAAAUUUAAUGCAUGGCACCGUCUAGACUCGCUCAAAUAUGAAGCUGAAAUAGGUAGCAAAGAAGGUCUUAUUCAAGCUAUCAACGAGAUGUGCUUUGUACCAGGUCAAGUCAAAGUAGACGCCAUAGACGAAGAGGCCGCCAAUAUGGGCGUAGAGGAAAGGGAAAUAAUAGACCUCGCGGAUGAUGACUCCCCAUCACAUUUCCCGCCUUCACACAUUCCACAACUUCAGGAAAAAAAUGCGCUACACUUGUAUCAACCCGCACCACAUAUACCUUCUACUAUCAAGACUGAAGAAGUCCCAAUACCUUUAGAUGCAACGUUCUCUGCUGCAAAUACUAUUGCUGGUCCCUCUUCCAUAAAACUCGAAGACCUUCCUAUGGCUGACACCAAGCUUAUGAACCACUUUGAAACAAUACCAGAGCCUGCAGGCAUCCUAGCAGAAGACGAAUCUCAAAUGGACCUUCCUGCCCUCCUCGAGUGUCUCAGAGUCGACGAGCUACGGUGCAUCGCGAAGCAAAUGCGUGUCAAAGCUAGUUCGAAACCAUUUUCCGACAAACUACUCUCCCUUUCGGUCGCGAGACAGCCCAGAAACGACUGCGUGAUAUUGUUCUCGGUACACUCGGCAAGUGUGUGCGUGUGCACGAGAGCUUUCACCGGUUUGACUCAAUCUUCCCAGAGUCUUCUUCUGCCUGCCCUGCUGUCUCGGUUUAAGAAGCGCUCCUAUGCAAACAUAGCUUCUACGCGUACGAAGGAUAUCUGGCCAACACGCAAUGCCCUUCUCGCUUACGAACAAGCGCUGGAGCAAGAAGAAAUUGUAGACGCGGCGUUUGCCGGGAACUUUGCAGCAGUGGGAACCGACAGGGAAUUCAAGACUCCGGCCGCAGAUGAACUUCGAUUCAAGACACCAGUAACACCGAGUGCUGCACCUGGAGCACCACAGACACCAAUUUCUACGAAGACUGUGCAGACCCCUGUGUCGGAUACCAUUGCAACGCCUGCUUCAAAUUGCAAGGGCAAGCCACAAUCAAGACCUGGCGUGUCUGUUAAGAUUGAGAAAUCAGACUCUGUGCGUGUGCUUGGGGCGCGGCGAGUAAAGGAGAUCUUCGAGGAGGUGUACCCACAUUGGCAGGCUCUUGUGAAGACGAAGAGUGAAGGUGGUCUUGAGGGGAAAGAGAGGGGGUAUGGAUUGGAAAGGUUUGAGAGCGGGCACGUCCUAACUCGCCUCGUUUGUAAAGGUGCAUAUGCGCUCGGUAUUCUCGGAGAAUAUGAAUAUGAACUCAGUGUUCUCGAGUCCCUGCUUGCGCAGAAGCGGUGGCGUCGGGGACGACGGGGGAGGUGGCAUGAACGCCGGGCGCUGAUCCUGGAAAGAUAUGUAGUCAGGUAUGAUGAUGCGCUUUCGGCAUGCCUCGAGGCUCUAAAAGACAACGAUACGCAUAUUGCUACUAGCUAUUGCAUCCUGACUGAUGACUGGAUAGUAUUUCGUCCCAAACUUGACCGCCGCUUGACAGCCCUCGAGAAAAAGCUCAAAGUUGAGCCUGCAGAUCGGCAUACAAGCGAAUGGAACCUUCAACCCCUCGUAUCGGUCUCCUUUGAAGGAGUACGCGUGCGCCACCGUGCAGCGAGUUUGAAACUUGACCGUUCUGGGCGGAACAUCAUCGACACCGCCAAACCAAAAGUCUAUAUCACUCAGGCGGGAGACAUCACGAAAUUUUUGUCGCCAAAAAAGCCUUGCGUGACAAAGGUGGAUGCGACACCUGUCUCGAUCAAAGUCGAGAAAGAGGAGAAAGGAAAGUCGAUCUGGGUUGGACGAGAUAACCUAGAAGUGAAUGUUGAAACACUCGCACUACAAUGGUACGAGGACCAGGGGUUCAAAGGCAUACACUCAGAAACUAGAAUCAUCACUACCCUCUUUGGUAUUCUCUUCUGGGAUAUCAUAUUUCUUCCCAUCCCCGGUGCCUUCGAGACCCCUUUCCAGACCGCACCGUUGGAUAUUGCGGAAGACGCAUUCUAUCAUGCCCGGCGAGAUCCAAUCGAAACAAGGCUCAAGGAACUCGAGGAUGGACGAGGAGAGGAAAUUGUGAACCAAGUAGAAGCAGAGCAUAGAGCACGUAAAACGUGGUGCGUAGGUGUAGACUGGGAAUUGGUAGAGAAAGGAGAGAUCGUAGAGAUAGUUCGUACUACGCUGGGCGCAGUUCUGGCGGGCCAGAUCUCUGUGUGUGGAAUGCGAAUACAGGAAAAUGCAAGUUCGUUGAGGUUAAGGGCCCAGCUCUGGAUCGACGUCCUUCUCCGAGCUGGAACAGCAGUGGAGUUGUGUUUAGUUCACGAGCAGGGUAAAGGGGAUGAAAACAAGACGGGGAAGAAGGGCAAGUCAAAGGGAAGCACGAAGAAGCGGCGAGGCAAAGCCAAGGAUAUUGUCGAAUCCGAUGACGAAGAGGAGGAGGUGCAGCGCAUGUGCGAAUCUGAGGAUGACGCUGAUGCUCUGCCCGUUGCACCAUUCCCCGCGCGCAUGGACGACGUCCAAGACGAAGGAACUUCUUCUAGAGACUAUACUCGCUCACGACCCUCCGUAUACACUCCAAUACCUUAUCGUAUGCCUGCAGCUGCUAUUAUCAAACCAUCAACUCCUCCACAUUCGUCCAAGAAGCGUAAGCUCAUGGCCGAAGUCGUUAUAUCUACCCCUAGCUCCAGGAAGAAGAUCAAGUUCUCGCAUGACAGCGACAGUCCUGAAGCUUGA
Suillus bovinus is the source of this 3051-nucleotide messenger RNA. RefSeq lists its product as uncharacterized. Gene Ontology annotation, cellular component: nucleus. The transcript is spliced from 11 exons. Gene Ontology annotation, molecular function: 5'-flap endonuclease activity; flap-structured DNA binding; 5'-3' exonuclease activity. The record is from RefSeq and is a predicted model, not a curated record. Bases 1 to 3051 code for a protein of 1016 amino acids. Gene Ontology annotation, biological process: interstrand cross-link repair. NCBI's taxonomy places the organism in Eukaryota, Fungi, Basidiomycota, Agaricomycetes, Boletales, Suillaceae.